CGGGGCGGGGCGUCCCAUCGCGAAGUGGCGGUUUUCUUGAGGUGGUUUCCUGGGUAUCCCGCGUCGUCUGUGAGCUGCAGCGUACACUGGACAGUGUUCCGUCUGUCUAGGAGUGCCUGGAGGCUCAGCUCUUCUCCUAAUACCUGGAUACUGAUUAAGUACAGUAUUUGGACUCUGCCGCAGGCCCAGGAGUCACCGAUGCCAGGACGUGUGACCCCCCUCAAGAAGCCUCGAAAUACCACACACUUGCCACUGGCUUUAAACCCCAUGAAGAGCCAGGACGUGUUGGCCGUGUUGGCCGAGAGGAACGAGGCUAUAGUGCCAGUUGGGGCAUGGGUGGAACCUGCCUCCCCAAACUGUAAGGAAAUCCCAGCACACACCUCAGCAUAUAUAAUUGAAGGAGAACUAAAGGAACAACAAAGAAGAAAACAAGAAGCUUUGAAACAUUUUCAAAGACAAGUCAAAUACCGAGUGAAUCAACAUAUCAGGCUUAGAAAAAAGCAACAGCUUCAGAAGUCUUAUGAAGCAGUAGAAAAAGAGGGCUCUAUAGCCAUGCGAUCUUCAGAUCGCGCAUACUUAACUCCUAAAAGGACAAGUGUUUUUCCAAGCAAUUUGAAUGCUGCUAUCGGAAGUUCUAUACUACCUCCUUCCCAGAUGCUUGAGGAUACAGUAGAAGAUGGAGAGAAUCACAGUGAAUUAUUCCAACAAGCCCAGGCUCUUAGUCAUACCAUGAAACAGGCACGACACCAGCUAGCAUCCUUUAAAACGACAGCACCUUCUGAGAAGCCAGAAAAUGUCAAUAUAAAUACAGAAACAAGAGAGUUUCCUCUAAAGACUCAUCAGGAUCUUCUAACUACUGUACAUUGCCAAAACUUUGUGGACAAUCAGGAAUCUGACUGUAAGGAAAUUUCUUCUGUUAUGACAGAUGAGAAACAGAGAGCUUUGAUUUGUGGAAACCAGCAAGAUCUCCUUUCUGAAGACAAAGAUAAGUCUUUGAGCAGAGUUCAGGGUCUUCAGGAUAUUUUGCCAGAAGCUCAAGAUUGUCUUCUAGAAGCUCAGGGUGAUCUCUCAGUAGAAAUCCGAAGCAUAAAGCUUAACUCUCCAAGGAUUGAGCCAGAUUCCCAGGCUACUGGGCCAGAAGGAAAGGCUAUGAAGACAGAAACUCUGAGUACUGAGCUAGAAGAUGAGAAUGUUGAGAUGGAUGUCCAGGAAUUGCUUUCCAAAUGUCAGGACCAGGAUUCUCUAUCCAAAGAUCACUGUGUUCUCCCUAAAGACCAGAAUAUUUUAUGUAAAUAUCAGGACCAGAAUUUUCUACCCAAAACCUGUCAUAUCGUCCACAAAGAACAGAAUAUCCUAUUUAAAAGUCAGGACCAAGACUUUCUACAGGGAGACCAGAAUUUUCUACUCAGAGACCAGUAUGUUCUUCCCCAAAGCCAGAGUAUUCCAUCUAAAUAUCAGAACCAGGAUUUUCUGCCCAAAUGUGAAGACCAGGACUUUCUCUUCAAAGAUCAGAAUAUUCUAUACCAAUAUCGGGAACAUGAUUUUCAAUCUAAAAACCAGAAAGUACGCUUUCAGGAGCCAUUCUCUGGUAGAACAGGUGAAAAAGGGAGAGAUGUCUCUUCUGUGGAUCAUCAGUACCGGCCAUCUAAAUUCAAGUUCCAAGACUUCCUCGGAGACCAGAGUUUAUACUUUAGGCAGAAGCUGUCAGUUGGGACAGCUGAAAAAUGUCGAGAGGAUCUCCCUCUAGAUGGUCAUCAGCACCUUCCAAACAGGCAUCCGAGAGAUACCUGCAGAAGACGACAGGUUUGUGGUGAGGAUCAGUCAGGAUUGAACACUGAAUUCCAAGUUCCACUGGCAUUUCAUUCUGGAGUAGAUCAAGAAGAAGACAAAAAGGAGCGUCAAAAGCAGUAUCUGAGAUACAGAAGACUUUUCAUGGAUAUUGAGCGAGAGCAAGUGAAGGAACAGAAAAGAGAAAGGGAACAAAAGAAAAAAAUUGAAAAAAUUAAGAAAAGGAAAGAGCAACAACGUUUUGCUGAAGAGCAGAGAAUCCUGACAAUGAAAUGUCAAAAAGAAACAUACUCAGAGGAGAAGAUGAGUGACCUUUUAGCUCAGUUACAACUUGAAGAAAUAAAAGGAGCCAAAGAAAAACAGCAACAGAAAGAAAAAGAAUAUGUAAGAUAUGUAGAAGCUUUACGAGCCCAGGUCCAGGAGAAAAUGAAGCUGUACAAUAUCACGUUACCUCCGUUAUGCUGUUGUGGUCCUGAUUUUUGGGAUGCCCAUCCCGACACCUGCGCCAACAAUUGUAUUUUCUACAAAAACCACAGAGCAUAUAAUCGGGCAUUACAUUCAGUCAUCAAUUCCUCUGAUAUCUCUGAGGGGAACUCAACUCUUCGAAGUGCCAUUCGUAAUUUUGCCUCUGCAAACAGACGGACUUUGAAAAGAAUCUCUAAUAAGAAUCUGAAAUCAACUGAAACAACUAGUAGUAUUUCAACCUUUUAAAAUCAUCUCUGAGAAAUUAUUGAGGAAAACUGUAGUGUAUAAGAUUGUAUCUGGAAAGAAAUACUAUUCCAUAUAACAAUUAAUCUUUAUAAUUAGAUAUCUGCUUUGGGACCAAGACUGAAAAUUGACUCAAACAUGUCUCUUUUUUGAUCAGACAAGUAAGAUUUCUCUUACUUUGAGAAAUCUUUGUAAAACUGUUUUGAGUCAUGACAAUGUUGAAAAUGUAUAGCUAAAAAAAAAAAGUGAUGAAAUGGGUUUAUGAGCCUUAGUGGUUGUCUAUUGCUGCUAGCUUUCCUAAUUUUAUAUAACAGUUUGGAUUUGAUAUAGAUAUUUUCUUCUCCAAAUUUUCUCUCUUAUUUUUUUGCUUUUUAAUUUAUUGAUUCCCUUUGCAGUGACAGUGGACCUAAGGGUAAUUUUUUAAAAAUAUUUUUAUUGUAAAAAAAAGUCAAACCCUCUAUCUUUUGCAUAUCUUGUAUGUGAAAUAAUUGUGACAUUUCCAAAAGUAAGUUGGAAAGCUUUAUUUCUCUGUCUUUAAAAAAAUCUGGUGAACUGUUUCUAUACACAGAAUGUGUAAAGGUUUAAUAUAAUUAAAGAUAGGUACUGAAAGUUUCCUCUUUCUAUUUUCUCUAAUACACAGUGCUGAAGAAGUAUAAGUAAGUAGUUUUUAGUAUAUUCACUGGGUUGUACAACCAUCAUCACUCACUUCUACACAUUUUCCUUACUAAAAAAAAGCCCAUGACCUAGCAGUCUCACUUCUGGAUAUAAAAUCAAAAACCUUUUGAGUAAGAUCUGCAGCAAACACUGUGUGGCCAUAUUCAUAAUAACAUUCUUCACAAUAGCUAAAAGGUGGACAUACACCAAGUGUCCAUCAGUGAAAAAAUGGAUAAACAAACCUGGAGCAUACUUACAAGAGAAUAGUUUUCAGACUUAAAAAGGAAGGAAAUCCUGUUGUGUCUUACAACAUUAUGCUAAAUCAAGUAAGGGAGUUCCAAGAACACAAAUAUUGUGUUCCACUCAUCUGAGCCCCAGAAAGUAGACUGAGAGAGAGAAAGCAAAAUGCUGGUUGCCAGGAGCUGGAGUUAGGAGUAACUGAGGCGUUAUUAUUUAAUGUGUGUAGAGGUUUGUUUUAUUGGAUGAAACAAUGUGAGUAUUUCACAGUAGAGACUGAACUAUAUACUUGAAAAUUGUU
Perognathus longimembris pacificus (Pacific pocket mouse) is the source of this 3688-nucleotide messenger RNA. It is a transcript of the gene Ccdc15, whose product is annotated as coiled-coil domain containing 15. The record is from RefSeq and is a predicted model, not a curated record. Bases 199 to 2499 code for a protein of 766 amino acids. Gene Ontology annotation, cellular component: centrosome. NCBI's taxonomy places the organism in Eukaryota, Metazoa, Chordata, Mammalia, Rodentia, Heteromyidae. The transcript has 15 exons.